AUGACCAGCCUUGUGGAUUACAUUGAUUUCUCGCAGAAAUCCUUCCUAGAGUACCGAAAGCACUACUUGACUCGUAUAUUUGGUAGCCCCUAUUAUGGAUGCUACUUUCUCGGAUUCGUCAUCUUCACCCUGGGCCUCGCGCGCGACCAUGUGUAUCAACUGGCCCUCGAAGAUCAGCCUUACUACGCCCCAGUGCACCAACCGCUUCUAGGCGCCGUCCUGUUCGGCAUCGGAUCUAUCCUCGUCUUGACUAGCAUGUAUGCCCUUGGUGUCACUGGUACCUAUCUCGGAGACUACUUCGGCAUCCUUAUGGAUGCUCCCGUCACCGGCUUCCCAUUCAGCGCCACCGGUUCCCCCAUGUAUUGGGGAAGCACCCUGAACUUCUUGGGUGUCGCCCUUUACUUCGGCAAGGCUGCCGGUCUCUUGCUCACUGCAGAAGUUUUCAUCGUGUACUGGUUCGCUCUCCAGUGGGAGGAUCCUUUCACCGCGGAGAUCUAUGCCAAGCGGGAACGGGAGCGCGCAAAGUCCAAGCGCGGAGGCAAGAGCUUGUAA
This is a messenger RNA of Aspergillus clavatus NRRL 1, 552 nucleotides long. Its product is annotated as bifunctional phosphatidyl-N-methylethanolamine N-methyltransferase/phosphatidyl-N-dimethylethanolamine N-methyltransferase. The record is from RefSeq and is a predicted model, not a curated record. Gene Ontology annotation, molecular function: S-adenosylmethionine-dependent methyltransferase activity. Gene Ontology annotation, biological process: phosphatidylcholine biosynthetic process. The transcript is spliced from 3 exons. Bases 1 to 552 code for a protein of 183 amino acids. NCBI's taxonomy places the organism in Eukaryota, Fungi, Ascomycota, Eurotiomycetes, Eurotiales, Aspergillaceae.